Molecule: messenger RNA, 879 nt
Organism: Pecten maximus
Lineage: Eukaryota; Metazoa; Mollusca; Bivalvia; Pectinida; Pectinidae
Product: ankyrin repeat domain-containing protein 17-like
Exons: 11
Coding region: 1-879 (292 amino acids)
Cellular component (GO): cytoplasm; nucleus
Molecular function (GO): protein binding
Source: RefSeq, a predicted model, not a curated record
AUGUUCGAAGCAGCUGGUCACACAAAUAUUGUUAAGAUACUUCUGGGUAAGGGAGCCGACGUAAAUAAGUCAGAUGCUUUGUCCGGAGCAGCUGAGGGUGGUCACACAGAAAUUGUUAAGAUACUUCUGGAUAGGGGAGCCGACGUAGAUAAGUCAGACGUUUUGUUCAGGGCAGCUAGGCGUGGUCACACAGAAAUUUUUAGCAUGCUCCUGGAUAAGGGAGCCGACGUAAAUAAGUCAGAUGCUUUGUCCGGAGCAGCUGAGGGUGGUCACACAGAAAUUGUUAAGAUACUUCUGGAUAGGGGAGCCGACGUAGAUAAGUCAGACGUUUUGUUCAGGGCAGCUAGGCGUGGUCACACAGAAAUUUUUAGCAUGCUCCUGGAUAAGGGAGCCGACGUAAAUAAGUCAGAUGCUUUGUCCGGAGCAGCUGAGGGUGGUCACACAGAAAUUGUUAAGAUACUUCUGGAUAGGGGAGCCGACGUAGAUAAGUCAUAUGCUUUGUCCGGAGCAGCUAUGGGUGGUCACACAGAAAUUGUUAAGAUACUUCUGGAUAAGGGAGCCGACGUAGAUAAGUCAUAUGCUUUGACCCGAGCAGCUGCGGGUGGUCACACAGAAAUUGUUAAGAUACUUCUGGAUAAGGGAGCCGACGUAGAUAAGUCAGAUGCUUUGUACGGAGCAGCUGCGGGUGGUCACACAGAAAUUGUUAAGAUACUUCUGGAUAGGGGAGCCGACGUAGAUAAGUCAGAUGCUUUGUACGGAGCAGCUGCGGGUGGUCACACAGAAAUUGUUAAGAUACUUCUGGAUAGGGGAGCCGACGUAGAUAAGCUAUUGGUGGUCACACAGAAAUUGUUAAGAUACUUCUGUGCCAACUUUUUAUAA